CUUCAUCCACUGUCUCCGUCUAUUUAUCAGGGCACUCCGUUGGUUGAACUCAUCUGAAACGACUUUCUCCACCUGUUGAUACCGACACAACGGACAACCCAGUGAUUUGUUACAUACGCUGAACCUUGGGUCAAGAUGGUCUUUCAACCUCCCUCAUGGGUCCCUGACAUCACCACCCAGAUUUCCCCAACUGCUAAUGUCGCUGAAUGGGCACUCGAGAGCCGACGUGCCACUGGUAGUGUUCGCUCACCUUUCAUCUGUGGCUUGACGGGUAAAAAGUAUACCCUCAAGGAAGUCCGAGAAAAGGUCAAUGCUCUGGCCAAGGCCUUGUGCAAUGAGCUGAAGUGGUCGCCUAACCAGGGCACUGCUGAAGACAAGGUCAUUGGUGUUUUGGCUGUCAAUUCGCUUGACUUUCUCGUUGUUUGCUGGGCAAUUCAUCGCAUCGGUGGAAUUUGUCUCCUUCUUCAGCCAACGACUUCACCUGUUGAGAUUUCAUCGCACAUGACCAAGGCCAAGUGUGACAUCCUCAUCACAUGUGAAGAGCUGUUACCCUCUUGUAAGGAGGUCUUGAACCGUCUGCCUGUCGCACCACGAAAGAUCUUCUCCAUCAACACGAGCAACACUCAAUUGCCAAACUUUGGAGGAGAGAUCAAAUGCGUACCACAGCUUUACAAAGAGGGCAGUGAGCUUCCUGAGCUCGAGCAACUCCAACCCAAGGAUGCCCACACCACGAUUUCCUUCUACCUGACUACAAGUGGAACUUCAGGACCUCAGAAACUCGCCAAAAUCACGCAUGCCAACUUGAUCGCCAAUGUCAUCCAAGCAGCCGUCUUUGAGAGCUCAGCUGGGUACAAACACCCUGAUAUCGGCCUUGGCGUCCUGCCGCUCAACCACGGCUACGGUCUCGUCACUACCCACGCUAUGUUUGCAAGAGGCGACUCAGCUGUUCUCCACCCGAACUUCAACAUGCAGUUGGUUCUCAAAUCGAUCCAAGAGCACCGCAUCUCUCGUCUGUACCUGGUUCCUCCCGUCAUUGCAGCUCUUGCCGCAAACCCAGUACUGUUCGAGAUCUUCGACCUAUCUUCCGUUCAAGAUGUUGUUCUUGGUGCUGCAGCAUGCAGUGAUAGCGUUACGAAGAAGAUGAAGGCCUUGAUGCCUAGCUGGAGUCUUCUAGUCGGAUACGGUCUGACUGAAUGUGUUUCCAUUGUGACGUUCACUCGCGCUGCUGACAUCAUGCCUGGUUCGAGCGGUUGUCUGUUCCCGUCCAACCAGGGCCGUCUUAUCGAUCAAGAUGGACAAGAGAUCACCACGUAUGAUACUGCUGGAGAGCUAUAUCUUAAGUCAGCGGCCAUGAUCCCAGGCUACCUAGGUGAGGAUGAUGCUAUGAGAGCCAAGUUUACUAUUGAUGGCUGGUUGCCCACUGGAGAUAUUGGCUUCUUCCGAAGGAGUCCUCACGGUGAUGAUCAUUUAUAUCUGGUGGAUAGACUCAAAGAUAUGAUCAAAGUCAAGGGCCUACAAGUCAACCCCGCUGAGAUCGAAGAGCUACUCCGAGUGCAGCCUGGUAUUUCUGACGCAGCAGUAAUUGGUGUUGUAGACGAUGAAGCAGGUGAACGGCCCCUUGCCUUUGUCGUCCCAACCAAGCAGGAUAUGACCAUACAAGAGCAGAAGGAGCUCAUCUUGAAGUUGGAUGAAAGCAUCAAGGCCCAACUUGAUGAAACACAUUGGCUGCGCAAGCAGAUCCGUUUUAUUGAGGAGCUUCCCCGUGGUCAGAGUGGCAAGGUGCUAAAGAAGGUCCUGAGAGAAAAGGCAAAGAAGAAGGAUCAGUCAGUGAAUGGAGCUAAUGGGACAAACGGCGAUCACCCGGUAAAGAGUAUCACUGGAGCGAGUGGAAUCCAUGCACAAAACGGGACAGGCGAAGCGACCCCGGUUUAA
This is a messenger RNA of Fusarium redolens, 1932 nucleotides long. RefSeq lists its product as uncharacterized. Lineage: Eukaryota; Fungi; Ascomycota; Sordariomycetes; Hypocreales; Nectriaceae. Gene Ontology annotation, molecular function: CoA-ligase activity. Bases 136 to 1932 code for a protein of 598 amino acids. The transcript is spliced from 6 exons. The record is from RefSeq and is a predicted model, not a curated record.